CGCGGGGACGCUGCCAGCAAGAGCCGGAGCUGCGGCGAGGUCCGCCAGAUCUACGGCGCCAAGGGCUUCAGCCUGAGCGAUGUGCCCCAGGCGGAGAUCUCGGGUGAGCACCUGCGCAUCUGCCCCCAGGGCUACACCUGCUGCACCAGUGAGAUGGAGGAGAACCUGGCCAACCGCAGCCGCGCCGAGCUGGAGAGCGCACUCCGAGACAGCAGCCGCGCCCUGCAGGCCAUGCUGGCCACCCAGCUGCGGGGCGUGGACGACUACUUCCAGCAGCUGCUGAACAACUCGGAGCGGGCGCUGCAGGAUGCCUUCCCUGGCGCCUUUGGGGAACUGUACACACAGAACGCCCGGGCCUUCCGGGACCUGUACACCGAGCUGCGCCUCUACUACCGCGGCGCCAACUUGCACCUGGAGGAGACGCUGGCGGAGUUCUGGGCUCGUCUGCUGGAGCGCCUCUUCCGGCAGCUGCACCCCCAGCUACUGCUGCCGGACGACUACUUGGACUGCCUGGGCAAGCAGGCCGAGGCGCUGCGGCCCUUUGGGGACACCCCGCGGGAGCUGCGCCUGCGGGCCACCCGGGCUUUUGUGGCAGCUCGAGCCUUCGUGCAGGGCCUGGGUGUGGCUGGCGAUGUGGUCCGGAAGGUGGCCCAGGUGCCCCUGGGUGCAGAGUGCUCGAGGGCUGUCAUGAAGCUGGUGUACUGUGCCCACUGCCUGGGGGUGCCUGGCGCCCGGCCCUGCCCUGACUACUGCCGGAACGUGCUCAAGGGCUGCCUUGCCAACCAGGCCGACCUGGACGCCGAGUGGAGAAACCUCCUGGACUCCAUGGUGCUCAUCACUGACAAGUUCUGGGGCCCGGCGGGCGCGGAGAACGUCAUCAGCAGUGUACACAUGUGGCUGGCGGAGGCCAUCAACGCCCUUCAGGACAACAGGGACUCGCUCACAGCUAAGGUCAUCCAGGGCUGCGGGAACCCCAAAGUGAACCCCCAGAGCCCGGGCCCGGAGGAAAAGCCACACCGGGGCAAGCUGGUGCUGCAGGAGAAGCCCCCCACAGGUGCCCUGGAGACGCUGGUCUCUGAGGCCAAGACCCAGCUCCGCGACGUGCAGGACUUCUGGAUCAGCCUCCCCGGGACACUGUGCAGCGAGAGGAUGGCCAUGAGUCCCGCCAGUGAUGACCGCUGCUGGAAUGGGAUGGCCAAGGGCCGGUACCUGCCCGAGGUGAUGGGUGAUGGCCUGGCCAACCAGAUCAAUAACCCCGAGGUGGAGGUAGACAUCACCAAGCCAGACAUGACCAUCCGGCAGCAGAUCAUGCAGCUGAAGAUCAUGACCAACCGGCUGCGUGGCGCCUAUGGCGGCAACGAUGUGGACUUCCAGGAUGCCAGUGACGAUGGCAGUGGCUCAGGCAGCGGGGGUGGCUGUCUGGACGACACCUGCGGCCGCCGGGUCAACAAGAAGAGCUCCAGCUCUCGGACACCCUUGACCCACGCCCUCCCUGGCCUCUCAGAGCGCGAGGGACAGAAGACCUCGGCCGCCGGCUGCCCCCACGCCCACACCUUCCUCCCACUCCUCCCCCUUGCUCUGGUCCUCGCAGCUGCUGGGCCCCGGUGGCGGUAACUGCUCCACAGCCCAGGGGACUGAGGCCAAGGACAGACUUUGCCAAAACCCAAGACAGACGAUCUCUAAUCCCCCACGGCCUGCAGAGGUUCAGGGCAGGACGGGGGACCGCGGCUCUCUGUGCUGGGCAGGGUAUGCGGGGCCCUGGCCCCCAGGCCUGGCCUCACCUGGCUUUUAAUUUUGUAAUGAGGUCCUCAGGUCAGCUGUGAGCCAGUGUCCCCAAAAGCCAUGUAUUUCAGGGACCUCAGGGGCACCUCCGGCUGCUUCCCCCUCCCCCUCACUCUCUCCCCCCACCACAGAGCCAGCCCCACCCAAGGCCUAUGAGGAGGUGGCCCUCAGAGUGUCCCGCCUGAGACCUCGCACGAGCCUGUGCCUUCCUGUCCUGCUCCUCCUGGCCUCCAACCUCAGAAAGAGAGGCCCAGCCCUCAGCCUCCAGGAGCCUGCGAGCAUCGUCAGGGUCCUGCCCAGGGCCUCUGGGCUUAUGCAUGCUACCUUCCACUUGGCAGGGGCUCUGCAGCUGGGCUGGCCCUCCUGUGCCACUGUGGAGCCCAGUGGAUGGGUCCCCAGGUGGUGCACAGAGGGGUGGCUUCUGGCCUGGCCACUCAGGCACUAACCGCCACACUUCUCUUUGGGGUGGGGCAUGAGCCCCAACACCCAGGGAAGCAGUGUGGCACUCUGCAUUUAGGGGCUUACACAGGCAGGCUUCCAGAGUCUGCACCAGGGACCUCACUUCUGGGGAGCAGCCGGCCCCUACCCUAUCCCACGCAGACAGGGUGACACAGACAAGGCUGUCACCCGGCCACAGGAGUGGGGCUGGCCAGUGGAACUUCAGCUCAGGGCUGGUGAGACCUGGCACUGCAGGCCAGAGGACACCUGGGCUCUCCCGACCCUGGCCAGUGCAGGGGGCAAGGAGUGUGACAGUCAAGGGCUUUCCAGACACGCGCACAUGCACUCUCCCUGUCCCCGCCUCUGAGAGCUGCGCUCAGCCGUCCUGCACAGCGUCAGCAAGGCCUGGGCCCCGCCAGGCUGCUGGUGCGCCCAGCUGACCAAGGCCGUCAGGGCCCUCUCCAUGCCCAGCCAGCCCUCCCUGCCAGGCCCAGAGCUGCAGGCCCUGGGGAGGGGGUGGGGUCAUGAGGGUCUGGGGACCGCUGAGCUGCUGUGGCUGGGAACAGUGGUCUCGACCUCAAGAUGGCCAGAAGCGGCUGAGUGCUUUGCUUUGCUCGCUGGGUCAGGAAGGCCUUCCUCCAAGUGUGUGUGCAGCAUGGCGGACCAGGGCUCUGACCCCUCAUCGCUCUCCUGGCGCAAGACAGGUGUUUUGUGAAAUUGUUCUUAGACGUGUGGGCCCAGACCCUCGCCUAGAGCCAUGCAGGCUGGGGGUGGGAGCCAGCCGGUCACUGGUCAGAGCUCUGAGCAGGUCCGCUGCGUCCUUCCUCCACGACAGCCCUGGCCGCCAGUGCCAGCAGGGGAUGUGUUGAAUCCUUGUAUCAAUAAACGGCUGGAGACCUACAGCAGGA
Messenger RNA from Chinchilla lanigera (long-tailed chinchilla), 3128 nucleotides. It is a transcript of the gene Gpc1, whose product is annotated as glypican 1. Gene Ontology annotation, molecular function: fibroblast growth factor binding. Lineage: Eukaryota; Metazoa; Chordata; Mammalia; Rodentia; Chinchillidae. Gene Ontology annotation, cellular component: cell surface; extracellular region; synapse. The record is from RefSeq and is a predicted model, not a curated record. Gene Ontology annotation, biological process: cell migration; regulation of protein localization to membrane; negative regulation of fibroblast growth factor receptor signaling pathway.